Messenger RNA from Oldenlandia corymbosa var. corymbosa, 572 nucleotides. The record is from the annotation of a GenBank genome assembly. NCBI's taxonomy places the organism in Eukaryota, Viridiplantae, Streptophyta, Magnoliopsida, Gentianales, Rubiaceae.
CACGUUUCUUUCUACGUUUUCAAACUGCCAUCCUAAAUUCCCAUCCUCAGUAUAAAUUUUGUCUUCUAAAUUCUUCAGCCUGCUGGAAAAUCCACAGAUGUCUUCACUUGAAGUAAAAAUAAUAAUGGAGUCUGAAACAAGAUCAUCAUCAAGAUCCUCACUGUUUCAUGCAGUCUUCACAAUCUGUGCGAUUCUUCUGUCUGUGAUAAUCAUGCUUGGCUUCAUCAGUUCAUCCUCUUUGUCAUCAUCAUUGAGCUUCAGAUCCUAUAAUCUGCUUCCGGGACGAGUUUGUGAUGAAAUCUACGUUGUUAGAGAAGGCGAAACUCUUCACACCAUCAGUGAUAAAUGCGGCGACCCCUUCAUCGUCGAACACAAUCCUCACAUUCAUGAUCCUGAUGAUGUCUUUCCUGGCCUUGUUAUCAAGAUCACCCCAGCAACAACAAGUUCUCAUUCUUAUAUGAAUUGAUUUUUCUUUAUUGAUUAUUAAAUUUUUAUUUUUUUUUUUCUGUUAGUUUGAUGUUUUCUUGUGUGUUUUUGGACCUGAAAAAAGAUGCAUCAUCCCAUUCAUUAGC